Messenger RNA from Rhagoletis zephyria (snowberry fruit fly), 2184 nucleotides. Lineage: Eukaryota; Metazoa; Arthropoda; Insecta; Diptera; Tephritidae. The record is from RefSeq and is a predicted model, not a curated record.
AUGCCGACUGGCACGUACCGUCGCAUUAGUGCCACCAAAGAGCUGCUCUCAGAGGACAUUGCAUCGGUGCAGCGGCGCAAGAUGAAGCAACAACAGCAGCAGCAGCAGAAUGAACAUCGCAAACUGGAAAAGGCCAACAGCACCUCCUUCACGACAUCGGUCGCCUCGGGGGCAAACAAGACGCUCAAGUCCUUCUUCUCGGUGCCGGCCGCCUCUCUCGCGAACAGCGCCUCGCUGCUCAUUCAGCGUUCAUCCCGCGAAUCGAGCCCCGCCUCUUCGCGACGAAACGUCGUCAGCAGCAGCAGUCGAUCACGCCAGCAGAGCGGCUCAUCAACAGGUGGGGGCAGUGGUAGCACCGUAGGCAGACGACCCUCUCAGGCGUCCAUUCUGGCGGCGAAGAUGGCCGAAGCGGGACACCAGUCGACGCCCGGCUGGCCCAACAAUGUCAACGACUACGAGGUGGGCGAGAUCAUCGGCAUCGGCGCGACGGCCACCGUGCACGCCGCCUACUGUAAGCCUCGCCGGGAGAAGUGCGCCAUCAAGAAGAUCAACCUGGAGAAGUGGAACACCUCCAUGGACGAGCUGCUGAAGGAGAUUCAGGCGAUGUCCUCCUGCAACCACGAGAACGUGGUCACCUACUUUACCUCCUUUGUCGUCAAGGAGGAACUUUGGCUGGUCAUUAAACUGCUCGGUGGUGGUUCACUGCUGGAUAUAAUCAAGCACAAGAUGAAACACGAAGACUGCCGCCAUGGCGUCUUUGACGAGCCGACGAUUGCCACUGUUUUGCGAGAAGUUCUCAAGGGACUGGAGUACUUUCACGCAAACGGCCAAAUUCACCGAGACAUAAAGGCGGGAAACAUUUUACUAGGCGAUGAUGGCUCGGUUCAAAUUGCAGAUUUCGGCGUGAGCUCAUGGCUGGCCACUGGCGGCGACCUGUCGCGGCAAAAGUCUCGACACACCUUUGUGGGGACGCCCUGUUGGAUGGCCCCUGAAGUGAUGGAACAGGUGACUGGGUACGACUUCAAAGCGGACAUUUGGAGUUUGGGCAUCACCGCACUGGAGCUGGUUACCGGCACUGCGCCCUACCAUAAAUACCCUCCAAUGAAGGUGCUCAUGCUGACGCUGCAAAACGAUCCGCCCACCAUCGAGUCAGUGUCCGAGGAGAAGGACCAGUUUAAGAACUAUGGCAAGUCGAUUCGCAAGCUCAUUGCCGAGUGCCUUCAGAAGGACCCAGCCAAGCGACCGACUGCAAAUGAGCUGCUGAAGCACCAGUUCUUUCGAAAGGCUAAGGAUCGCAAAUUUUUACAGGGCUCUCUAUUGACCAUUGCGCCGAGCAUUGAGGAGCGCGCCAAGAAGGCGAAAACUAGUCGUCGAGCCCAGGGUGCCAGUGGAAGGCUCCACCGGACGGAGGCAGGCGAUUGGGUGUGGUCAUCAUCGGACGAGGAUGACGAUGAGGGACCACCAACGGAGAGAAGUGGCGGCAACGGCAACAACAACAAUGGCCAUGACAGCAAACUGGCCACUGAAAAUGGCGGUGCCCCGGCACCGGCAAAUGUGGUCAAUGCAGCUGUCUCCAAUGUCAAUAACACCAUCACCAAUGAUUCGACAUUGGUGCAGAAUCUGUCAGCAAACACAAAACCAAGUGGCGAGCAGAAUGGCGCAAACAAACUGGCCCAAGCAGCCGGUGGCAUUCCCUCAUCGACCUCGAGUAAUGACCUUCAGCAACUGCAGCAGCAGCAGCACAGUAGUGCCUCCUCCACUGAGCCGAACAGUGCCAUCUCAUCGCCUGCACACGCCCCUUCCCAAGCUGGUGGUGAACAGCAGCAGCCUUCCGGUGACCACCUAAAUUCAGCUUCUCUGUCAGUUGCAGGCGGUGAUGUGGACAGCGGUGAUACGCCCAUCAACCUGGUUCUUCGCAUUCGAAACACCAAUCGCGAGCUUAAUGACAUUCGGUUUGAGUUUACCGUGGGAAGAGACACUGCUGAAGGCAUUGCCGGUGAGCUGAUUUCUGCUGGUCUCGUCGAUAUCAAGGACUUCAUACCGGUGGCGCAAAAUUUAGACCGUUUAAUAAAAGACCGAGCUAAGAUGAAGAAUGUUGUCUUUCCACUGGUUUCAACUGAAAGUGCAACUGAAGUAUUAGACGAGAAAACACUGAAUGGUUUUGCGCAAAUUUCCAUUGCUUAA